Molecule: messenger RNA, 2415 nt
Organism: Durusdinium trenchii
Lineage: Eukaryota; Dinophyceae; Suessiales; Symbiodiniaceae
Source: the annotation of a GenBank genome assembly
AUGGCGACAUCCUGGAAUGAUCUGAUCAGUUCAACGGAGACGGUGAAGCCGGCAGACGAUGUGCUGAAGGAGGCAGUGCAGUUCCUGGUUGAUGUUGCCAAGCUCCCAAAUCCGAAUGCAGCCAGCGGUGUCGCUGAAGCAGAUUUGGACAAACUUCAACUACCAGCUUCUUUGCCAGCCUCAGCGUUGAUUCGCCGCUUGGUUAGAAGUGUUGAAGCUUUGGACAAAGCUCGACUUGCGCAGGCGACUGCAAAGUCGGCUUUGGCGUCCACUCCUGUUUCGGCAAAGUUGCUGGCGUCCGCUUUGGCUCCAUCCAAAGUGCCGGAUGUAGCGGACCUACUGCAGCAGUGUGGUCUUAGCAAACUUGGCUUUCAUGUGCAGGCGGAUCAGUCCUUGUACACCACUUUGCAGGUAGCCUCAGAGGAAGCAAAGGCUCAGAGCCGCGUGCCCUUCACUUAUGUGGAUCUGACCAGCAAAGAGGUUCUUCCAUUGUGGUUGCCAGCAGACUCUGUUGGUGGUAAGUUCACUUUGCGAGAUGAAGAAGAGUCCAAGCUUGUAGGCCAUCACUCCAUAGGGUCGUUGAGUGAUUUGUCAAAGGCCCUCAAAGGGGCCACUGCAACCCCCAGAUUCUUUCGCAAUGUCCAGCAGUGGGUCGCUGCGUUUGUCAGGUAUGCAACUACGGCGGUGGCAACUGGACAGAUGACUUGGCCAGUUGUGUUUGGUCACCUGGAUGUGAUUCUCCAAAUCUGCGAGCAAGAGAAGAUCAAAGGUCGUGCUCCUUAUCUGGCUUUUCUUUAUGAUGAUCUGCUGCGCCGUCAGUGGGCCCGUCGGGCAGACAAACGUGAUCCAUCCCUGGACAUUGCCAUGGAGUCGCAGAAAAUUGACAAGGACAUCCUCGAAUUGGCAAGACAAAGGUUGAGCCAAGUUUUGCAAGAGGUGGGCAUACAAGACGAUGUUUCGCAACAAAUGCCAUCCGCCGCAACAUCAUCCACAACCUCUUCCAGUGCGGAUGUGGCGCGGCAACUUGCGGCUGCUGAGCAAGCUCAGAAGCGAGCUGAUGCUGCCAGUAAGAAGUUGAGUGAGGUUCAGGCUCAGCUCUUGGCAAAAUCUUCUGCGGCAGCAAGCCAGGAUGGUGGCAUAAGCAAGCGCCAGCUAAAGACCCAAAAUUGGUUCUCCAAGCAGAAUCAAAGGUAUGCGGCGAACCUGACGAUUGGUCUCAUAAGCGCCUUCUUCUUCUUCAUGUACCACGUUUACACGCUCAUCGUGAACUACGGAGAGCCGAUGAUGUCCAAGAAGGAGGCAGAGUACAUCUCAGAGAUUUGGGACAUGUACAAAUCGCUCAACAUCACACCUCACCCGCCGGAAAUAGCACCCUUCAAGGUGGAGCAGUCUCAUGGAUUCCUGGGCAACUACUACAGAGCAGCAUUUCCUGUGACCCAUUCCGACAUCCACAUUCCAGAUCCUCAUUCCAUUGGUUUCAUUGGAAAGGAUGCCAACAGUUUGUCAGUGACCCUGCGAAAUUUCAAGCUGACAGAGAUCCAUGAGGAACAUCCUAGUGACCGACAUGCUGCAGCCUGCUUGGUGGUCAAUGAGUUUCACCAUUUUGUGAGGAAAUUGGCCAAAGAGAUGAAUCCUACAAACGAGGUGAUUUAUGAUAUCAACCAGAGAAUCCAGCUUAUCGAGUGCUUCAUCACGCGCUGCAACAUUGCCAUGCACAAGUACAGACCUUUCUUGGCACUGAUGGUUAGGUUGAAGGAUGAACUGCAGCAAAUUAUGAAUCUUUGGCCUGCAUUCCGAACCCAGCAAAAGCUGCAAGAGCAAAUCAGGAAUGUGAAGCUCCAUGUGGAUGCAGCGUUGUUGCGCUUGUUGGGCUAUUGUUUCUACGUGUUGAAGUGCGAACCGGGCGACUUCGCCUUCGAUCCACAAGAUUGGCACCCGGAGAUCCGAGACACCGAGAGCGUCCACGACAAGAUCAUGCAUUGGUUGCUGCUACAAGAUCACGUCUAUAAUUCAGCGACCAAUCAUUCAGUUGAUAGAGAAGCGUGGAUGCUCCGGCUGAUGGACACGGGACAUGAGGGCGACAUCCUCCAUCAGAUGAGUGACGCCUGGACAGAUCCUAGCGCAAUGAGCGAGCCUGUCUUGGCAAUCGGGGACAUGAAGGGCGACGAGAAUGGACUUCCAAGCAAUAUUUUCGCCUACGAGACUGACAUGAGCCCAGAGCAGCGUCGUUCAGCGAUUGAACUUUGGCUCACCCUCGUCAGAGAGGCUGUUGGCUUUGCUAUGGGGGCCCAGCAGCUUGAAAUGCAAAUUGAAUCACCGGGUGUCUGGGAACCUCCGUGUGACUGUCUUGGGUUUGCUAUUCCUUUUCUCGAGGACUUUCGUGCCACAAAAAAAAAUCAGAAAACAUUGCAAUAA